Messenger RNA from Lepidothrix coronata (blue-crowned manakin), 1587 nucleotides. RefSeq names its product calcium binding protein 7 (gene CABP7). Gene Ontology annotation, molecular function: calcium ion binding. NCBI's taxonomy places the organism in Eukaryota, Metazoa, Chordata, Aves, Passeriformes, Pipridae. The record is from RefSeq and is a predicted model, not a curated record. The coding region runs from base 166 to 813 and encodes 215 amino acids. The transcript is spliced from 5 exons.
CCCCGAGGACGGGGAGCGGCCCCCCCUGGCCGGUGGGUACCGGGCGGGGGGCGGCGGGUGCCGGCAACUUGUGUUCGGCGUCCGGCGGUACCGACCGGGGGGACCCCCCGCCGCUCUACCCGAGGAGAUUUGGGUUUAAACUUUGGGUUUUGGGGAGCCCCGAAGAUGCCUUUCCACCCGGUGACGGCGGCGUUGAUGUACCGGGGGAUCUACACCGUCCCCAACAUCCUCGCCGAGCAGCGCCCCGUGGAGAUCCCCGAGGAUGAGCUGGAGGAGAUCCGGGAAGCCUUCAAGGUGUUCGACCGGGAUGGCAACGGGUUCAUCUCCAAGCAGGAGCUGGGCACGGCCAUGCGCUCCCUGGGCUACAUGCCCAACGAGGUGGAGCUGGAGGUCAUCAUCCAGCGCCUCGACAUGGACGGUGAUGGGCAGGUGGACUUUGAGGAGUUUGUGACAUUACUGGGGCCCAAACUGUCCACCUCGGGCAUCCCGGAGAAGUUCCACGGCACCGACUUUGACACCGUGUUCUGGAAGUGUGACAUGCAGAAGCUGACGGUGGACGAGCUGAAGCGGCUGCUGUACGAGACCUUCUGCGAGCACCUGUCCAUGAAGGACAUCGAGAACAUUAUCAUGACGGAGGAGGAGAGUCACAUGGGCACGGCCGAGGAGUGCCCCGUGGACGUGGAGACCUGCUCCAGCCAGCAGAUCCGCCAGACCUGCGUGCGGAAGAGCCUCAUCUGCGCCUUCGCCAUCGCCUUCAUCAUCAGCGUGAUGCUCAUCGCCGCCAACCAGGUGCUGCGCAGCGGCAUGAAAUAGUGGGGUCACCCCGCGGCCCCGCGGCGAGCAGGAGAGAGCUAUAAAUAUAUAUAAAUAUAUAUCUGUACAUCCAUCCGUGGCCCAGAGACGUGCCCCCCCCGGGAGGGGGGCGGCGAGGGGCCGGGGGUGUCCCCGCCGUGCCGGGGCGGUGCCAUCGCAUGGAGACUUCGGUACCGACACCGCCGCCCCCCGAGCCCCCCUCGCCGGGCAAAAACCAACCCGUAAGUGCAUGGAACGUGCAUGGAGCCCCGUGUGCCCCCUCCCCGCGCCGGGGCCCGCGGCCCCCCCCGCGGCGGAUCCCGCCGGAUACUCCGAUCCAACGUUAUAGCUCGUAUUUAUGAUAAACCAAAUCAUCCCCUAAGCAAUACACGCGCCUGAGAUGGUUCCUAGAGCCGGGAGCGUUUGCAUGGACUUGGCUGCCAAGGGCUGGAUUUCACCCCCCCCCCUCAAAGCCCACCCCUGUCCCCCCUCCCUGUGCCGUGCCUCGAUUUCCCCACCUGCCCAGUGCGGGGACAUUCCUGACCUCCUGCUUGAUGCACUUUGAGCCGACCCCCCUUGGGAAGAGCCGGAGCGACCCCAGCCCGGGGAGCCCUGAGCCCCCCGAGCCCCCCCAGCCUGUAUGUAGCACCCACCUGGGCACUGGACUGGUUCGGAUUUGGGGCCGUUUCUCAUUCUUUGGGGGGAGUUUUUGGGUUUUGGGGUGGGUUGGGGUUUUUUUUCGUUCUUCCUGGUUGGUUGUUUCCGAUCUGAAAUAAAAGUGGGAUUUCUGAAGCG